Nilaparvata lugens (brown planthopper) is the source of this 5377-nucleotide messenger RNA. It is a transcript of the gene Nup154, whose product is annotated as nuclear pore complex protein Nup155. Gene Ontology annotation, cellular component: nuclear pore inner ring; nuclear pore. Gene Ontology annotation, biological process: RNA export from nucleus; protein import into nucleus; protein localization to nuclear inner membrane. The record is from RefSeq and is a predicted model, not a curated record. The coding region runs from base 130 to 4104 and encodes 1324 amino acids. Lineage: Eukaryota; Metazoa; Arthropoda; Insecta; Hemiptera; Delphacidae. Gene Ontology annotation, molecular function: structural constituent of nuclear pore. The transcript is spliced from 17 exons.
AAAUGAUUUUGAUCGUUCGAUCGUUGGAUCGUUGCACCUUGGCGCCAUGCAUCACAGCCAGCAGUUAUUGUGUGUCUAGGUUAACAUUUACUGGAUUUUCAUCAAUUUCAGAUGCUUUAGUACUCAACCAUGGCGAUGAAUAGUUCCGUUGUUGACCGACCGCUUCCAGUGGAUCCAUUCCGCGCCCAAAUGGAAUCUUUAGAAUUAGCUGGUAAAAUGGUGGAGAAAUUCACAGCUCAGGAUAACAAUUUUCCCUUACUUGUUGAUCGUAUGCGUGUCUCUGUACAACAAGGUCCAACGUAUAGCGGUCUCUCAGAAACGGACUAUCCCAACACUGGCAAUGUUUCAAGGAUGAAAUACAUGAAGAAUCUUUCUGUUAUGAAUAAAGUGCCUUUACCGCCCGAAAUACUGGAGCAUUUCAGCCAUUUACAAUGCCACUGUAUGAUGGGAAUCUUCCCAGAAAUCAACCGUGCUUGGCUGACAAUUGACAGCGAUAUUUUCAUAUGGAAUUUCGAACACGGAUCGGAUGUAGCAUACUAUGACGGAUUAUCAGAAACCAUAGUGUCGGUCGGCCUUGUUAAACCAAAACCAGGAGUUUUCAUGAGUUACAUCAAGCGUCUUCUUGUGAUAACAACAGUUGUGGACAUAGUAGUACUAGGAGUUACAUUCAAAAAAGUUCAAGAUGGGGGCGGAGAAACAGAUGAACUGCAUCUGACGCCGGAGAUAAUUUACACACUGCCGGUAGAUGGCGUGAGCAUCACCACCAUUGUUGGCACUGACAAUGGACGCAUCUUCCUUGGCGGAAAAGACGGCAGUGUUUAUGAGAUUAUUUAUCAGAAAGAGCUAGGCUGGUGGGGCAAACGGUGCAAGAAGGUGAACCACUCAACGGGUCUGCUGUCAAUGUUGGUGCCCUCCUUCAUCAACGCGGCGUUCGUUGAGGAGGACGCGGUGGCGCAGAUGUGCGUCGACGCCAGCCGUCACGUGCUCUACACCCUGUCCGAGCGUGGCGUCAUCGAGGUGUUCGACCUGGGCGCAUGUGGCACGUGUACGGCACGUGUCGCCUCGCUCACGCAGGCUGGUAUUGUGCAGGCGGCUAUCAACAUUGUCAGGACGUUCGAUAGUUCAGACUUCCGGCCGAUAGUGAGCAUCAGUGCAAUAGAGGCGUGCGAGUCGGCGCACAUGGGCCUGGUGGCGGUGACAGAGUCGGGCGCACGCCUCUACCUGACAACGGGCGCCCCGGGCGCGCGCCCCUCUACACUGCAGCUCAUGCACGUCCGUCUGCCACCCGGCUUCGUAGCCAAUGCGCCCGCCACGCGCCCCAGCAAGGUGCACAAGGCCAUCUACACGCAGGGCAACCUGUUGCUGGUGACCUCGCCAGGCGGCACCUGUGACAAAGUGUGGUGCCUGUCAGGCGACGCGUUCCCGCUGCAACCUGCGUUGAGCGAGGCGCAGUCCACCGUCACCCUGGACGGACAGGUGUGGGCGGCAGGCGAGGUCUGCCCCCUGCUGCCACCGCCCCCGACACACUCCCAGCCGCCCCUUCUCGUCCGACAGAUCUACGAGCCGGCUCGCCGGUUUGUGCUGCUCACUCCGCAGGGUGCUGAGAUAGUGAAGAAACUGCGUCCGGUGGAUAUGCUGGUGGACCUGCUGACAGACUCGAACGGACCCGACAGCGAACUGGUCAAGUCAUACUUCUCUAGCCAAACCGAACAGCAGGCUGCAGCCACAUGCCUCAUACUGGCAUGCAAUCAGUCCACCAAGAAUGCUCAGAUAGCAGAAUGGGCCACGAGAGCUUUCUUCUUGUAUGGAGGGGAGCCCAGCAUUGGAGCAGUACAGCAUCAUGUUUCUGCUAUGUCCUCACCAAAUUACACCUACUCAUCACUGCCUCCAGGCUUCAACCCAGGUAUCGUUUCGACGCCUGUGAAGUCAGCAUUCUCCUCGCCUCCCGACAACACGACAGUGUACUACUCAGCCAAGCACAACGGCCUCUAUCUGCAUCUCAGCCGGAUACUGAGGCCUCUCUGGGACACCAGGAUAGUGCAGCGUGUCACUAUGAAGGACAAUAACAAUUAUUUGGAAUCCAGUGUUCUUGGUGAAGAAAUUGCAGUGGUCACUAGCCAUCUAUUAGCUUUGAGAUCAUUUCUAGAAAGAAACACGCAGUUUGCCUCUUCGUGUGCGAAUAUGAACGCGAGCGCAUUUGACUCGAUGACGUGGGGCCAACGCAGCCGCCUGCAAGAGGCGCAACUGAUGGAGAAGAGCAGUCUGGACGCACUGCGCAUGCUCGUGGACCACGCAGCCCAGGUGCUUGGUCUGUGGCGAGUCAUGUGCGACCACCAGUUCCACGUGAUCGCCGACGCACUGCCUCGCGAGCAGCAGGAACACAUGACAGUAGCCACGUUCCGGGACCUCAUCCUCGCCGGACAGGAGCUGUGCGACAGUCUCAUCGACAAGCUUAUCAACACCUACCUUAGCGACAACACAUCGGUUGACACCAUCAGUCGAAAGCUGCGGGAGAUCUGUCCGAAGCUGUAUCGAAACGAAGAUGCAGCCUGCACUAAGGUGAACGAGAUGUUGUUAUCGGCUCAGAGCCAGCAGAAUCGGGAUGAGCGUCAGAAGCUGUUGAAAGCCGCGUUGAAGCUUUGCAAGGAAGUGGCGCCGAGGAUCCACUUGAAAGCGGUGUGUCGCCGGUUUGUGGCCUGUCGCUUCUACGAGGGAAUUCUUGAGUUGUGUUUGGAGUGUGCCAGCAAAGCUGACCCCAAAAACAUAGCGCUACACUUCUACCAAGCUGGACAACCGUCUGACGAUCAGGUUGGCUACCAGGCGUUCGCACAACGAAUGGAGAUCUACAAAGAGGUCACGUCAAUACUGGAUCGUCUCCACCAUCAGAGUCAAGCCGGUCCACACUCCCCCAGCGUACCUCCCACACCCGGAAGUCCCCCACCGGUGUCCGACUUCCUUCCGGACUGCGAAGCACACCAGAGUGCAGCACUGCUACAGAACGCGGCUCUGUGUUCGCAGGACGAACUCCUCCACGUAGCUAUCUACGACUGGAUGGUGCAGCAGCGGCUGUUUGGCGACCUGAUAGAGUCAGGUCGGCCCUCGUUGGAGUCCUACCUGAAGCGGUGUGCCACAGAUCGGUCGGACGACACAGACGUAUGCAAUCUGCUGUGGAAGUUCCAUGAACGGAACGGCAACCACGCGGCGGCUGCGCAGAUCUUGUAUUCCCUCGCCAAACAGCCUGGCAGUCCUGCCGUGUCACUCAGCGAGCGCAUGACCUACCUCGCCAAGGCCGUCAUCUGUAUGCGAAGUGAUGACGUUGGAUGCGCCCCUCAUCUGGGUGUUUUCCUGCAUGAACUUGAGGAUCUUGUACAGGUUGCGAGAAUCCAGAAGCGAGUGCUUGACGCAGUGUCGAGCCUGGCGGCGGGCGGAGGCCACCACGAGGCGGCGGCGACUGAGGCGGUCACUCGGCUCAACUCGGCCCUGCUCACCGUCACCGAGCUCUACGAGGAGUUUGCCGAGCCCUUCCAGCUGUGGGACUGCAAGCUGGCCAUUGUCGACUGCUCGGGUCACGACGACCCCGAUCUCAUCAACGACAUCUGGACGCGCAUCAUACAGGCCGAGCUCGACAAGUGCGCAUCCGCCAGCGGCGAUGAUAAGAUGACUGUCGUUCUCAGCAAGGUGAAAUCGCUGGGCCAACAGUACCAGCUUUCUUCGCGCACUCUGCCGCUGGAGCACGUGGUCUGGCACCUGGAGUUGGCCGCGUGUCGGCUGCACGCGUCUCGCGCACUCGUGCACCAGGCCAUGCUCGUCAUAAAUGUGCCGUUUGCGCGCCUACUGCACGUCUACGAGCGCCUGGUCGCACUCAACGACCGCUGCUGGCUUAACGAGGGCGGCGAGCUUUAUCUUAUUGAGGUUGUAGCAUCGCUUGCCAGGACAUUCACAUCAGAUCCAAGGUGCGCAGGACACGGAGGAGAGCGGAAAAAGAUUGCUGUCAGGAUGCAGGAUCUUCUGACCAACUGCCUCAGCACACUUUAUAGCAAACCCAAUACUCAGGAGCUCAUCAACCAGCUCAAAGCUGUUCAGACUGAUCUUAAUCGCAUUUGAUAAUCAAAACAACGAAUCUAGCCUAAUCAUCGAUGUAUCAGUGAACUUUUCAUGGUGAUUUUGUAUGCAAAGGUGUAGUUUAAUAGUGGUAGUUAAUCAAUGGUAGUUUAAUCGAAGUCACCUUUUUAAACUAAUUUGACAGAUUCCCUCAUUCUGAUUUGUUACUACCUUGUUAUCUUCACGUGUCCAUCAUCAUGAUUCAUGUGAUAAGAGUUUUCACAAUUGACGCAUUGUUUAAGGCAUAACCGUUUUCUCCGGGUGUUAAUUAGCUUCUAAAAAUAUUAUUACCAUCAAUUUUCACAAAAAAAGGCUAGUCGCAUAUUGUGACACGACCUUUCACGAGUCUGCUAGAUGAGUUAAUAUCAUAAUAUACGAUCAUAUCAAAAUGUUCACAUUGAGACGAAGCUAGCAAAUGUGAAUUUAUAUGAUCAUAUUAUAUUAACUUAUCUAGCAGACUCGGGACAUGUCGUGUCGCGUCACAUCUCAAUAUGCGACUAGCCUGAUAUGUGUUCGAGUCUUGGAGUGAUGAGACCAACGUAAUUUAUAUCUUGUGAUGGAAUAUAUCACUCUAAGAUGCUUCACAUAUUUUUUAAAUAACAAGGUAGACAUGAUAUGGCAAUGGAUCUAGACUGUUAUAGAAUAACACACACAUAUCCAAAGGUCUUAGUAUAUUAUGAAGUAUAAUAAUUAUUGUAAAACCUUCCAUUGCAAAAAAUCCCAUUUCUGAAAGGUGGAUGCUUUUAGUAAAACCUUCAAGUGAUUGCAAGCAAUAAACACUACUUUUAAAAUUAUUCUUAAUCCAUUUAUUGGUUUUAUAUUGGUUGUUAUUUAGUGUUCACAAAAUGUAAUUGAGAUGUCUAAGUCUGUGUUGAUAUUUACUUUAUGGGAGCCAUGGAAUUUCACCAAAUUGUUAUUAUUGAUCUAUGCUUACUUUUAAUUAGGCAUUUCUGUUCUCUUCAUAACAAUCAUUUAAUCAAAUUAUUAGGAUUGAAAUUGGAGAAAAUACAAUUAAAGAUUACAAAUUGAAUAAAAAUUCAAAAUAAAAAGGAAAGUGACAUAGUUUCUAAGUGCAGUAUGUUUUCAUUUUAUGUUAGUUCCAUAUUUCUGGUCUGAGGAAAAUAGUUUUGUUAUUUGUUGUGUGAAUUGGAAAUCUGAAUGAAUCCGAGUGUAUUAUUGAGUGUAGUGAAUGUUUUAAUAAGCUAUAAGAAUAUGAUAUUAUAAUAUUUUAGAUGAAUUGUGAAAUUUAAUAAAUAAUUUUUUAUUUCCGCAAUAA